Molecule: messenger RNA, 1131 nt
Organism: Pieris brassicae (large cabbage white)
Lineage: Eukaryota; Metazoa; Arthropoda; Insecta; Lepidoptera; Pieridae
Exons: 2
Coding region: 63-977 (304 amino acids)
Source: RefSeq, a predicted model, not a curated record
UUGUUGACAGGCCUCCGUUGCUGCACGUUGCUUGAUGCAAAUGUAAAUAGUAUAGUUACAACAUGAGUGUCAGUGUCAGGAUUGUCUCCGCGUGUCUUCUUAUUACGUUAGUCACGGCUGUUCCGGUGCAGAGGGGUGAAAAUGAUAAUUCCGGAGACCUCAAAGCUGAUUCAUCUGAUACUAUAUCUGAGACACUUCUCCCACCAUCAAAUUUAAGGAGACGAUCCAGCACUUUAGCAAGAGAACCUGACCACUCCAUUGAAGUUUUUGGUGAUUCGCAGAACUUUUUCCCAUCAUUUGCCAAUCUUUUCGAGCCAAGGCAGGAAAAUAACUAUAAAUUGGGUUUCGGCAGCCAAGAAGCAGCUUUUAGCCAGCGGCCAAACUCCUACAGAUCCUUAUUAAACUAUCCCCUGUUUGGGGGCUACAGAGCGUUAGAAAACUUCGCCAAGCAAAGUACUCCAGCAGCUGAACCUCUAGUCGAAGCCAGCUCCGGCGUCCUCGGCUCUGGAAACUUUGGCAUCAUCAGAGGAGGAACUUUCUUCGCCCAAAAUGACGAAGACGACUUCAGCGAUAGCCUGUCCUACUACAAUAAUGGCCACGGUAGACCGUCACUGAAUCUUGGCUAUAUAGCUAAUCCAAGGCCCAAUUACAACCGCGACCAGUUCGCUAACUUCAAAGACUUCGCCGAUAUAAAUACACAAUCGAAUUCAGACUAUUCUCACUUCGUUGUAGUGUACGCGAAUAAAAAUGCUACACUAGACGAGGUAAGUGAAGAAACACGACAAGUUGUCGCGAAACCUAAGAAUAUAAUUGAAACAUUGGAGCAACUCGACACGACGGCUCCACCAAAAUUAUCUAAAUCGAAAGCGAAAUUGGCAGCGACGAAACAAAAGAUGCAAUCAAAAAAAGAGCAAUGGAAAAAGGCGAAACUUUCGAUAAAACACGACCCAGAGGAACCAUUAUUAGCGUUAAGUUAAAUGUAGUUACAAAAAGACUUGUUGCGUAAGUGUUAUAAUAAGUUAAGGUUUGCAACAUUUUAUCAAAGACGUGAUGAAUGCUCACUAUCUAAGUUAAUGUGUAGAUUAUAGUGUGUACAGUUGAAUGUCGUUAAAUUUAAGAGUGUGAUUGUGA